GCAUUGGGAUGGCCCGCUGGACACUACUGCUGCUGACCGCACUGGCUCUUGUGGCUCUGUCUGAAGGGUCAGGACGGAGAGCACCUUUCAUGCGAAGGAGACAGAAGAGAGAAUGGGUCAUUAGUCCUAAACUCCUGACCGAGAAUGAAGACCACACAAAACUGGAAUAUGUUGCCAAAAUCCGGUCGGACCGAGACGACGGCCUUCCCGUGUACUACUACAUCAAAGGGCCAGGGGCCGAUGAGGAUCCUGUCAAUCUCUUCUUUGUGGACAAGGAGGGCCUCAUCAGGGUUACCGGCGUUCUGGACCGAGAAAAGCAAUCUGAAUACAAUAUGACAGGUUUUGCAUCCUUCAAGAACGGGACGCUGGCAGAGGAAGCCAUCGCCGUUAACAUCAGGGUGGUGGACCUAAACGACAACGCACCUGUCUUUCCCGACCUGCCACUUGCCAGCGUCUAUGAGAACAGCCCAGAAGGAGAGUUUGUGGCGGUGGUGCGUGCCAGUGAUGCGGACGAGCCUGGGACCCCUCACACCUCUCUGGCCUACAGUGUGGUGAAGCAGGAGCCGGAGGAUGGAGAACUGCAUUUCUACGCAGACAAAAGCGGCACGAUUCGUGCUAAAGCUUCAUUGGACAGAGAGAGAGUCAGCUCCUACGUAAUCACUGUACAGGCAGCAGAUAUGGAUGGAAAGCCAGGUGGCCUCACGGGCACAGCAACCAUGCAAGUCAACAUCUUGGACGUGAAUGAUAUAAAGCCUUCGUUGGAAAAGGACGAGUUUGCCGUAAGCAUUGAUGAGAAUGUGGCAGACGUUGAGGUGAUGCGUUUCCGGGUCUUUGAUGACGACCUGCCAUUAUCAGAAAACAAACAAGCAUUGUUUGACAUUGUGUCUGGAAACGACGACGGUUACUUCAGCAUUCACACCGACCCCAGGACCAACGAGGGAGUCCUGAUGCUCAUGAAGCCUGUUGACUUUGAAGCCGUCCCCAACCUGAACCUGGGGGUCGUAGUUAUGAACGAAGCACUGGACGGAGCCAAGGCACCAGGGGGUGGAGGUGGAGGAGGAAGUGGAGGUGGUGGUAGUGGCGGACGUCCGGGCAGUCCAGGACAACCCGGCGGCAGUCCGGGUCAGCCAGGGCGGCCAGGAAGACCAGGAAAACCAAGCAGACCUACUAAAGGGCUCAAGAGCUACCCAGUGAAGGUCAGUGUGAAAAACUGCCCAGACGGGCCGGUCUACAACCCCAGCACCAAGCCCUUCUCUGUCCCAGAAGGUGUCACAGACGGCGCGCCCUUCAGUCCCAAGAUCAUUGGCACCUUCCCUGCAGCUGACGGAGACACUGGAGAACAGGCCACCAAUGUGCGGUAUGCAAAAGGAUAUGACCCCGAAAAUUGGCUCAGCAUUGACGAGGAAACAUCAGAGAUCACCCUGCACAGGAUGCCAGACCACGAGUCUCCAUAUGUGGUGAAUGGGACCUACGUCGCCAAGAUUCUCUGUAUGACCGAUGGAAUGCCCACCCAGACAGCCACUGGGACCAUUGCAGUGAGGGUGGAGGACACCAAUGACAACUGCCCCAGACUCACCAGCGACACACAGUACCUGUGCAGCGACACCAAGGUGGUGAAUGUGACAGCACUGGAUCUGGAUGGGCCCCCUAAUGGCGCGCCACUGGAGUUUGAGGUGCUGGAGAGCCCCAGGACAAAAUGGAGGGUGCAGAGGACUGGAGAUUCUACAGCCUCACUGUUGGCUGAGGAAGACCUGUGGCCAGGGACCUAUGAGGUGACCAUUGAGAUACGAGACCAGCAGGGAUUGGCCUGUCCAGACAAACAGGUGUUGCGAUUGGACGUCUGUACCUGCGAAGGAGGCGUGACUUCCUGUGCUCCGGAAGAAGACGGAAUAAAGGCGGCAUUGGCCAAUAAGAAGUCAGCUAAGCUGGGGGGAGCUGCAGUGGGGGUGCUACUGGGAGCCUUCCUGAUACUUCUGUUGAUCCCGCUGAUGAUUGUGCUGUGCUCCUGUGGGGGAGGACUGGGAGGAGGCUUCACUGAACUGCCAUACGACACCAAGACUCACCUCAUAUCCUACCAUACAGAGUGCAAAGGAGAGGACCGGGAGGUGCCACUGAUGAGCAUCCCAGUGCAGGUGGUCUCUAAGAGCGCUCCAGUCGCUGCCGCCGGCAACAUGUCCGCCAUCACCAUGGGCAACAUGGACGCCGUUACCACGACUACAACAAGGCAAACACAGGCCAGCGCCUUCGGUGGCGGAUUCGCAGGUUUCAACUAUGAAUACGAGGACGAGGAGGUGGAUGGAGGCUGGAUGAUGGAGUAUGGUGGUGCCCACAGUGAGGUCAUGACGCAUCUGCAGGAGAUGCGGGAGGAGGACAAUGGGCUGUACUCCCUGGCACUGCCAGACACUCUACUGGCCAAUUACUACUCACAGAAAGCGGACUACAUGGCCCUCAACGACCCCCAGAGGGACAGCAUCCUGUUUUACGAGUAUGAGGGACAGGGCUCUCCCGCUGGCUCCGUGGGCGGCUGCAGCGACCUUGGGGACGAGGAUGACAUCCAGUUCCUCGACGACCUGGGGUCAAAGUUCACAAUCCUCGCCCAUGUCUGUGGGUACUCCAAACCGGAGCCCAUCCCACCACCGCCCAUCGCAGAGGCUGAGACCAGGACCAGCAGCAGCAGCAGCAUGAGCAGCAUUGUCAAGGCAACCACUGUGACACAACAACAGAUGAUGGAGUCUAGUUCCGUGGGGCAACCACCACAGAUAGAGAGGAGCAUGAGCAUGCCAAGCCCCACGUCCCCAACUAUCGGGACCGUCAAUACAAAUGCCACUGCCACUCUCUCCAGGGUGCAUUUGCAAGAGGCCGUUCCCAUGCCCAUGGCCGUGCCCACCCAGACGGUGCUGGUGCAGCAGCAGCAGCCCAUGUACUACAUGGUGGAGCCGCAGGUGCAGAACACAGUGCUGCUGGCUGAGAGGCCUGCAAUGGGUCUGGGGCAGGGAGUCUUCCUGGUCAACGGGGGACAGGCGGCCACAGACGGGCUGCUGGUCCAGGGAGGAGGGCUGGUCCAGGGAGGAGGGCUGGUGCAGGGUGGAGGAUUUGUACAAGGAGGGGGAUUGGUCCAGGGCGGAGGGCUGGUCCAGGGAGGAGGGCUGGUCCAGGGUGGGGGAUUGGUCCAGGGAGCAGGGUUAGUACAGGGCGGAGGAUUUGUACAAGGAGGGGGAUUGAUCCAGGGUGGGGGUUUGCUCCAAGGUGGGGGACUGGUCCAUGGGCUGGUCCAACAGGGUACCCAGGGCUUCGUGGUAUCUCAGGCUGGGGAUCGCCAGGGGAAUACGGGCGCAAUCCGCAAGGAAUCGAGUUCCUCAGGGCAGACCACAAUGGGACGACGGGAGAGCAUAGUGCUAGCCCAGGCUGGGCAGGAGCAAGGGGUCCAGCAGGCCUGGGUGUUGUCCCAGGCCGGGAACUGUCAGGGCACCCAAGGGAUGGUGGUGACUGAUGGUGGACAGAUUCAGGCUCCUCCCAGGGGGUUGCUUCUCCAGGGUUCAGGCCAUGUAAUGCCUGCUGGGACCAUCCAGGGAAGACGACCGAGUGGUGUGAUGGACCCUCACGGUGUGCACAACCCAGCGUCAACAACGACUACGUCAACAACAACAACAAGCAGACGACGGACCUCCAGCUCCCCACAAUCUCCUGGCCUGUUCCUGGUCAAUGGAGGUAGACAGGCCGACACAAUGAUCCUAAGCUCCCCCCAAGCUGAGGAGCUGGUGCAGAUGGGGGGGCAGAUGGUGAUGGUGCAGCAGCAGGGGUAUCAACAACAGCCCAGUAGCCAUGGAGCUGGGGGGGACACCCUUGUAAUGAAUGGAGGAGGGGGUCCAGCCAUUGGGAUUGGGGCAACUCUUGACCCUGCCAGUCCCAGACAGCCUCUCCGACCUGCAUCCAGCACGGCUGGCUCUACAAUGCUGCUGUAA
Engraulis encrasicolus (European anchovy) is the source of this 3962-nucleotide messenger RNA. RefSeq names its product desmoglein-2.1-like. Gene Ontology annotation, biological process: homophilic cell-cell adhesion. Gene Ontology annotation, molecular function: calcium ion binding. The record is from RefSeq and is a predicted model, not a curated record. Gene Ontology annotation, cellular component: plasma membrane; desmosome. The transcript has 17 exons. Bases 9 to 3962 code for a protein of 1317 amino acids. NCBI's taxonomy places the organism in Eukaryota, Metazoa, Chordata, Actinopteri, Clupeiformes, Engraulidae.